This is a messenger RNA of Gryllus bimaculatus (two-spotted cricket), 696 nucleotides long. NCBI's taxonomy places the organism in Eukaryota, Metazoa, Arthropoda, Insecta, Orthoptera, Gryllidae. The record is from the annotation of a GenBank genome assembly.
AUGCAAGUUUCUUAUGCAAUGAAUCCAAACUGGCUGGCCGAACAUGCUAGGAAGGAAGGAAACACUGCUCCGAAAUGCACACGGAAAGCCCGUGGCGCAAACCACACAGUUUUACUGCUGGAAAACGCUUUCCUAAAAACCGAGGAUGGCAAUAUGGUACGUCAACGACACAUUCGCGGCGUGGUUUCAAGAGCACGACAUCCCUCACAAAUUUUUCCAAAAUCUAAUUCACCAAAGUGGUUUGAAAAGACGAUUGUCUACGAUUCCUUUCGACGUGUUGGAGAGCUACUGAAACGACGGCAGUUCAGAACACACGGUAGGAGAAUGGGUGAGACGAGACCUGGUACCAAAUCCAUGAAAAAAUCUGUGGUUCAGCAACAACAUAAAGAAGUUGCGCAAGUUCACCCAAUUACUUGUGGUGAAAUAUUGGAAUUGCAAGAGUAUGCUGUUGGCUCUAGUCCAACAGACUAUCACCCCUUGUCUUCAUCCGCAACUUUCAAGCUGACUGCCAAGCCACGGGAGCCCCCCAUAACUCGGAGGAAGGUUAGUGAUGAAACGAAGGAAGAAAUCCAGGCUGAGGACGAGGCCACUCUCAGGGAGUUGCUUAUGAGAAGCUACAGCAGUAAUUCAUUAUGUGUGUUUGAAGACCACUGUAAAGUGCUACUCAAUUCUGAUCAAAUCGGAUCCUGCAACUAG